GUUCCAUGUGUUAUACUCAAUAUGACCUGCUGGUGGUGCGUCUGUGUAACAGGAGUCUGCUAUCCGUCGAAAAUACAAUUUGUACCAUGCCAGCACAGGAGGACAAAGUAGUCCAAUAAUUUAACCAGUUCUGCUUUGACGGAUGUAUCUCGCACUUGCGCGUGACAAUCAAUGCCUCGUUUUCAGAAUAAUUGUAUUCUGCGGAUAAGUGUCAUUUCUGGAUUUUUUUUGAUUGAUUGGUGUAGCUAACGUUGUUUGAUUGUAACGAGUUUUUUGGAACCUCCAGAGCUGCUAACUGAAGAGAGGACAUCUUCAAGUGCUAAACUGGGAAACAGAAAAUGUUAAAGAAAUGAUAGAGGCACAGGAGCUCCAAUCAGAUUAUCACUUCCCUCAGGAGGCCGAUACUCAGUUAUCUUCAGACACAGAUUUUGAGGAUCCAGAGGGCUACAAUGCAAAACUCGGAAAAGCAAAGGGUGUUAAACAGGGGAGGAAGGGAGCUGGUGAGAAGGGCAAAGGUUCAGGAGGCAAAAGUGGUGGGCAGAACCGCGUCAAUGGCCACCACCAUGAGAAUGGCAUGGAAAACCUGAGCCUGUUUGAGAUGGUUAAAAUGGGCAAGAGUGCCAUGCAGUCUGUGGUAGAUGACUGGAUUGAGUCAUACAAGAAUGAAAGAGACACUGCAUUACUGGAGCUUAUCAACUUCUUCAUCCAGUGCUCAGGCUGCAAAGGUGCUGUGAGCUCGGAAAUGUUCAGACAUAUGCAGAACUCAGAGAUCAUCCGAAAGAUGACGGAGGAGUUUGAUGAGGACAGCGGAGAUUAUCCGUUGACUAUGUCAGGGCCACUGUGGAAGAAGUUUAAGUCAAAUUUCUGUGAGUUCAUCGGGGUGCUGGUGCGACAGUGUCAGUACAGCACCAUCUAUGAUGAGUACAUGAUGGACACGGUCAUCUCGUUGCUCACCGGCCUGUCUGACUCCCAGGUCCGAGCCUUCAGGCACACCAGCACGCUCGCAGCAAUGAAGCUGAUGACCGCUUUAGUUAAUGUAGCUCUGAACCUCAGCAUCAACAUGGACAACACUCAGAGACAGUACGAGGCGGAGCGGAACAAAGCCAUCGCAAAGCGAUCUGGGGAACGAGUGGAGUUAUUGUUCCAAAAACGCAAAGAGCUUCAGGAAAAUCAAGAUGAAAUUGAAAAUAUGAUGAAUGCUAUCUUCAAAGGUGUCUUCAUACACCGUUAUCGUGAUGCAAUAGCAGAGAUUAGAGCCAUUUGUAUCGAGGAGAUUGGUGUUUGGAUGAAGAUGUACAGUGAUGCGUUUCUGAAUGACAGCUACCUGAAAUACGUUGGUUGGACGUUACAUGAUAAGCAAGGCGAGGUGCGUCUGAAGUGUCUGGCGGCCCUGCAGGGUUUGUAUUAUAACCGGGAACUCAACAGUCGCCUGGAGCUCUUCACUAGUCGCUUCAAGGAUCGCAUUGUGUCCAUGACCUUGGAUAAGGAGUAUGAUGUGGCUGUACAAGCUGUCAAACUCUUGACCCUAGUCUUACAGAGUAGUGAUGAGAUCCUGACCUCUGAAGACUGGGAGAGCGUCUAUCACCUGGUGUACUCUGCCCAUCGACCGCUGGCCGUGGCAGCAGGGGAGUUCCUCUACAAGAAGUUGUUCAGCAAUCGCAGUACCGAGGAGGAGGGCAUGCUCCGAAGGGGAAGACAGAGUCGCAAUGCAAAUCUAAUCAAGACUACAGUUUUCUUCUUCCUGGAGAGUGAGCUCCAUGAGCACGGGGCUUACCUGGUGGAUAGUCUGUGGGACUGUGCGUCAGACCUGCUGAAGGACUGGGAGAGCAUGAUCAGCCUGCUGCUGGACGAGCCUUUCCCAGGAGAGGAAGAGCUGACCGACCGACAGGAGACGGCUCUAGUUGAGAUCAUGCUGUGUGCCGUUCGCCAGUCCUGUGAGUGCCACCCUCCUGUGGGCAGAGGAACUGGCAAGAGGGUUCUCACAGCCAAAGAAAAAAAAUCUCAGCUGGACGAUCGGACGAGAAUCACAGAGAUGUUUGCUGUCGCGCUCCCAUUGUUACUAGCAAAGUACGCGGUCGAUGCAGCAAAGUUAACUAACCUGCUGCAGCUGCCCCAGUACUUUGACCUGGAGAUCUUCACCACUGGCAGGCUGGAGAAGCACUUGGAGUCGCUGCUCCGUCAGAUCCGUGAGGUGGUGGAGAAACACACGGAGACGGAUGUGCUGGAGGCCUGUUCCAGAACCUUCCAUGCCCUCUCUAAUGAAGAGUACACCAUCUUCAACCGUGUGGACAUCGCACGGAGUCAGCUCCUGGACGAGCAGGUCGACAAGCUCAACAGUUUGCUGGAGGAUUAUUUACAGGAGGGAGAGGAGAACGAUGAGGAUGAUGCAUAUCAGGUCUUGUCUACACUGAAAAGAAUCACAGCCUUCCAUAACGCUCAUGACCUCUCCAGGUGGGACCUCUUCACCAACCUCUACAGACUCCUCAACACAGGCCUGCAAAACGGGGACAUGCCACAACAGAUUGUGAUCAAUGCCUUGCAGUGCACACACUUUUCCAUUCUGUGGCAACUAGCCAAGGUUUCCAAAGGCACUGCAAAACAGAGUGACAUGGUGAACCUGAGAAAGCAGAUGAGAGCGUUCUGUCUAAUGUGCCAGAGGUACCUCACCAGUGUCAACACUUCUGUCAAAGAGCAGGCCUUCACCAUCCUGUGCGACGUGCUGAUGGUGUUCAGCCACCAGAUCGUGUCGUCCGGCCGCGAGGCCCUGGAGCCGCUCAUCUACAGCCCAGACUCCUCCCUGCAGGCCGAGGUGCUCAGCUUCAUCCAGGACCACGUCUUCGUUUACCAGGAUGAAGAGAUCAACACAGAUGAUCAGCGAUAUGAUGAGGUAUGGAAAAUUGAAGCUCUUCACAAAAGAAGGAACCUUCUGGCUGCAUACUGCAAACUCAUCAUUUAUAACGUGGUGGAGAUGAGCAUGGGAGCCGACAUCUUCAAACAGUACAUGAGGUACUACAACGACUACGGUGAUAUCAUCAAAGAGACCAUGAGCAGAACCAGACAGAUCGACAAGAUCCAGUGUGCCAAAACUCUAAUCCUCAGUCUCCAGCAGCUCUUUAACGAGAUGCUGACGGAGUUUGGCUGUAUCGUCGACCGCUCCUCUGCUGCGUUCUGCGGCAUUAAGGAGCUCGCCCGGCGCUUCUCGCUCACCUUUGGACUCGAUCAGGUCAAGACCAGGGACGCCAUCGCCAUGCUCCACAAGGAUGGUAUUGAGUUUGCCUUCAAAGAGCCCAGUCCACAGGGAGAGGGGAACCCUCCCCUACACCUGACUUUCCUCGACAUCCUCAGUGAAUUCUCCUCCAAACUGUUGCGCCAAGACAAGAAGACUGUGCACCUGUACCUGGAGCGCUUCAUGACGUUCCAGAUGGCGCUGCAGAGGGAGGACUGCUGGAUGCCACUCAUCUCCUACAGGAACUCGCUGCAGGCGGGCGCGGACGACGACACCAUGUCGGUCAUCAGCGGCAUCAGCAGCCGCAGCUCCACCCGCAGCAGGAAGAGCAAAGCCCCCUCAGUCAGCAGCAAGAGGAAACUACCAGAAGCAGAUGAGGGCAGCUGCAGCAGCACCGACGCCGCCAUGUGGUUGAACCGCGAGCAGGGCGCCCAGACCCCGGUCAUGAUGCCGUUGCCGCACCUCACCUCCACGGUGCUGCGCGAGCCCAAGAAGCUGCGGCAGGAGGAGGCCUACGUGUACGCCAUGGCCAACGAGCACCAGCACCAGCACCAGCAGCAGCACCAGCAGCAAGCCCCCCUGACCCCACAGAGCCAGCCCCAGCCCACCAUGGACUACAACACCCAGGUCACAUGGAUGAUGGCCCAGAGGCAGCAGGCUGAGGCCAGACAACAGCACGAGAGAGCCAGCAUGCACUAUGCCAAGAUGAGGAGUCACAUGCAACAGGCCAUUCGACGUGGAACUGGCUUAAUGGAAGAUGACGAGGAGCCCAUAGUGGAAGAUGUGAUGAUGUCCUCAGAGGAUCGACUAGAAGACUUAAAUGAGGGGAUGGAUUUUGACACUAUGGAUAUUGACCUGCCUGCUUCCAAAAAUCGUAGAGAGAGGACAGAACUCAAACCCGACUACUUUGAUCCAGCCUCCAUCAUGGAUGACUCAGUCCUCAACGUCUCCAUGUUUUAAGCUGAAGUCCACGGGAGAGGGGAGCGAGGCGAUGCUGUUUGCGUUGUUACAGAGAAAAAGCUUUUUGAGCCCGAGACUCAGAGAAUCAUUGGGCAUUUCAGUGAUGCUGGACUUAAAUACACAAGAGAGACAGCUUGAGCUGCCUUUCGGGUGACACCUUACACUCGAUAACUUUUUGCCAAUCUGUGAGUAAGCUUCUGUCCUACUCUUGUAAACCAGUAGUUGGUAUUUUAAUUUCUUACACAAGGCAUGGCAUGUAGCCAUAGAUAUCGAAUCUAUUAACAGCAAGAAAAAUGUGAAAUGUCUUGGUCAGAAAAAUCCUUUCCACAAAUGUAAUAUAUGGAGUUCUCUCUCAAUCAUGGUAUUUUUUAAAGGAAAUUUAAUUGGUCUGCUUUUUUAACAGAUAGAGGACUUUGAUUUAUAGAUAUUUUGUAAUGACAAUCAGAUGUAAAUCAGUACUUUAUAAAUGUGUUAUUACUCAAGAUGAGGACUUUAACCCUAUCCCUUAGAUUUUCCUCCCCGUGUGGGAUACUGGGUCUGAGGUCCAGAGUAUCUCAACAUUUCAUGAACAUUUAUCAUUGAACAUUUAUUACCUCUUUCUUUAGCUGAUAAAAGGUUGACGCUUCCGAUCAUUUCCUUUUAAGUCUAACACAGUUUUCUUAAGGUUGCCCUUCUGCCUUCUGUAACACAUAAUAAUGUUUGUUUGUAUGUUAGCAUCCCGGUACCCAGGGCUUGGUGGUAGGGUGAGAGGGGCUUAGAGGAGAAUCACCUACUAGAAGAGGGACUAAGUCAGUGGGGCAUUUUGUACAGUACUCCACAUACUGAUCUGAUGUCUGAGAUGACGUUGACCAAGGACGACCAUUGGGUGUAGUGACGGGGCGGGUUGGGUUGAGGUGGUGAAGCACUGAUGUCUUUAAUAUUUAAUUGCAUUUAUUUAACACAGUUGGCAUUUUAGAGUACAAGCCCAUAUGCUUUGGUGGAUGGGUGGGGGUUCAAAGGGGGUCGCAGAGGACUAUUCACUUAAAGUGAUAUUCCAGCACUAGACGUCAAGAAACCUAUUUUGUUCAGCAUUCAUACUUUGAAAUGGUUCUGUGGUGUUUUUGUCAACUGCUUAGUUUGAGUCAAUCAAUCGAAGACCACAAAUUACUUGUUGAAACGUCUUCAAUUUAGAAAUGUCUCGAAGACGUCUAAAGCAACAACAAAAUGUUCCUCAAUUGUUGGACUAUCGUAACCAUUUUAAAAUGGAGACCUGGGAAGGGACAGAAUGUAUUUUGAAUUUGCCUGAGAUUAUUUGACUGCUCUGCACUGUUUGAAUGUUGUGUGCAGUGAUGAGAAUGUGAACUUGAAUGUGUUGGUAGGUAAACAGGUGUAGCAACAGCACUUGUCUCACAGACCAGAUCGAACUUUAGCACAUAGUGACAUGAGUGCAGUCUGCACUCUACCACACGAAAUUAAGACCUUGAAGUGUGUCGAUAAUAAACGCACACAAGUCGAGGUCUACAAGCUUUUAAUCUUCAAUUCAGCCCCAACUUUCACAUUUCUGUGUACUUUUUAGCCCUGCCUUCAAGGGUCGCUAGAUUGGUCUAGAAAUGUAAAUGUUAUUAAUGCUGUUAUCAUUUUCCCACAUAUUUAGAACACAUUUCUCUAUGGCUGUCUCCAAACGUACAUGUUAAAGUCCUUAUGCUCCUUUGACUGUACAAGACCUGUUCAGGAACACACAUUUAUGUCCCACGGAAGCCUAGGUGUGGUCAGUUAAAGGUGCAGUCCUCAAUUAGAUUCCAAUACACUUUUUGCCAAAUUCAGUGAAUAUCUCCUCACGGUGCUCUAGCUGUACGUUUUGUUUCUGCGCUCAGAAAAACUCCUAGCUCUGUAAAUGGGAAACAAAGUGGCUCGGACCAAGCACCAAGUUCGAGGACUGCGCCUUUAAUAUUUUGAAGUGUUUGACCAAAAACACCCCAAAACCAUAUUACUCAACUCUGAAAAGUGGUGCAGAGUACGUUUUCUUGAGGCUUUACAUUGAAAUAUCACUUUAACUUACCUCCAAAAUGUAAAGUUUGAACUAUUCAGAGAUGUUUUAGUUAUUAUAUUAUCGCCAUCUCUUGUUUAAUGCCCUGUUUUAUGAGUAAGAAAAGGCGCUUGGUAUAGAAUGUUUCUAAAAUAAAACAUUUUGAUUUUGAAAUCCUGGUAUUAUAAUAUAUUAUUAUAUAUCCUUAAAUGUAUAAUUUUAUAUUAUAUUGCUUAAGUGUGUGAUAUAAUGUGAAUUGGUGCUGAUUUCAUGUUUGUUCACCUUUCUUUUUUCUUUUUUUUUAAUCUAAACUUUUUAAAGAAAGGUGAACCUUUUGGAGUUCUUCAGCUGGUCUCUAUCGUAAAGCCAACAGUUUUACACCAAGAGUUUCUACUUUGACUUGUGAUGGAGGGAUUUUUGCUUUGUAGAAUGCUCUAGAGGCACAAAGUACCUUUUUUCCCAGCAGGAAGUUCUUCAUGGAGGGGAGGUUCUAUGAAAGACCUCUGACUUCACACGUAACUCUUGAGGAACCCUUUUUCUAAGAGUGUAGAUCCAGGUUCACUAGAAGCUAGAAUGUAAGCGUACAGCUGAACUGCCUGGCAUUGAAAUCAUAUUGAACAUGUUCUUUUAUUUUUGUUGCUGUUGUAUUUUGUCAGUAGUAUAUGUUUCAUGUUUGACAAACCUUUUUUUUUUUUCUUCCUUUUUCCACUAUGUAUAUUUUUGGCUUGCCUAUUCCUAAUGUGCUUGUGGUUCAAGUUUUUGUUUUCCUUUCUUUGCCUGUGGCUGAGGUGUGGGGCGGGAGUAGACUUGUGAAUAUUGAGUUAGUGUGUUUCAAAUGUCUGACUUGGCUGAAAUAGAUCUAUUUUCUAAAGCAGGCGUCUGACCUCAAAGAGGCAGACCUAAAACCCUGCAUUGUUGAGUGUGUGUGUUUUUAGUUUGAACAGAAUCUUUUUAUGUAUGUGGUUUCACCUAGAGUGGAAUAUCGGUAUGUUCUAUUUUUUAUCCCUUUCCUUCAUUUUCAUUGAACUGCUGAACAUCAGUGUAUGUGUAUACAGAUACAGACAAAUGUCUGUAUAAACAUACACAUAUAAUAUAUUAAACUGUACAUAAACUCAGUUGUUUUGUAUUCUAUUUACAAAGCGUCCACUAUAUUAUCUCUGGUUUGUAUUUAUGUUUGCCACGGUGACUUUUUGAGCAGAAUAAAAUCCCUACAGUUAUAAUGAU
This is a messenger RNA of Clupea harengus (Atlantic herring), 7415 nucleotides long. RefSeq names its product STAG2 cohesin complex component a (gene stag2a). The record is from RefSeq and is a predicted model, not a curated record. Gene Ontology annotation, molecular function: chromatin binding. Gene Ontology annotation, cellular component: cohesin complex; nucleus; chromatin. Gene Ontology annotation, biological process: sister chromatid cohesion. NCBI's taxonomy places the organism in Eukaryota, Metazoa, Chordata, Actinopteri, Clupeiformes, Clupeidae.